CUGAAAACAGGUGCGACACUGACCGAUGGUUCAGCUGCAAAAGUUCUGGGAAUGUAAAAGUGAUUGCCAUACUACUACAGGCAGGACGUCAGGAAGGGAGAAUCGUUACAGUUAGAUGUCUGACUGAGACACAUUCAAAUGCAUGCAAGCGCAGGUGAACCAUCAUAUUGCUGACAUCUAGAGCAACAUUUUGAAGAAGAAGAAGAAUCUGGAAAAAAUAAAUAUCGUUGAAUCAUCAUUUCUUCAGGUCAUUGAUCAUCUUUGAGAGAUGUUUGAGAAACAGCCCUAUGAUAGUCCCCCUAUGUACACCCCUCCAACCAGUGGCUUUGGACCACCUGGAAGCUUCCAAGACCCACGGAGUGAGUUUGAUUCCUACCCUCCACCUCCAGGAUCAUACUACAUGGGCGAGGAGGUGCCACAGCAUUUCUACAAGUGGUUCUCUCCACCAGGAAUUGUGAAGAUUAUGGCAGGCACAGUAAUUGUUCUCUGUCUCGGAAUCUUUGCUUGCGUGGCCUCGACUCUGGUUUGGGACACGCAAUAUGGAAUAAGUUAUGGAAGUGGAUAUGUUUCUGGCUAUCCUGGGUAUGGAUAUGGAAGUGGUAGCUAUGGAUAUGGAGGUAACUAUGGAUAUGGAAGUGGUUAUGGAAGCUACUACAAUUCUUACCCAACACCUUACUCCGCAAAGACGAGCAUGAUCGCCAUUGCCGCCAUAAACUUUGUCGUCUCUUUGGGAUUCUUUGUAACCAGCUUCUCCAAAUCAAGCACGUUCCGCAGUAGAAAGUUCUACCUGGCAGUGCUUGUUGUUAGUUCUAUAAUGGCGGCAAUACAGGGCAUUAUAAACAUUGUCUACAUUGUAGGAGUGAACCCAAUGGCCCAAAGCUCCUCUAGUGCGUACUACAACCCCAUGAUCAUGAUGUGUCAGAAACUCUAUGGCAGCAGUGUGACUGGAAUGGGGCCAGGCUUUCCUGGGUACGACCAGUACUUGUACCACUACUGCUACGUGGACCCUCAGGAGGCAGUUGCAGUGGUUUGCGGCUUCAUGGUUGUGGUUGCACUGGUUGUGGCAGCCUUCUUCUCCUAUAAGACCAGAAGUACAAUCUGGCGCUAUGGGAAACCAAACAUCUACUGGGAUCAACCACUAAUGGCAGGAACAGAGGGCAGAGAUGUGGAGGACUGGGUCAACCAUGUACAGGAUGGACAGAGUGUGCAAGAAGCAUCCAUGGUAUUUUCAGAGAAGAUGGCUCCGGUUCUGGCUUCAGCCCCCAGUGUAGGUUCUCUCCCCCUAAAGACAGGCAGUGUCUUCAGUUCAGAAACCUACAACACCAAAAGUUACCCUGACCGCUCUUUCAGCCGCCCGUCUCACUCCACAUCCCCAUCUGGAGAAGUGAGCUCCAGCCCAUCCGACCAGACGGACACUGUCCGUAAACCCUCCGCCCACAGAGGCAAGAGAUGCAGGAAGAAUCCUGAGCUUGACGAGUCCCAGUACGAAACAGAGUACACGACGGGGGGAGAGACCACUUGCAAUUUUGACGAGGAUCUUUGGACACGUUUGUAUCCAGAGAUCACAUCUGAUGCCCAGCGACACGAGUAUAAGAAAGAGUUUGACUCAGAUCUCAGGGCCUACAAGGAGCUGUGUGCUGAAAUGGAUGACAUCAGUGAUCAGAUAAACAAGCUCAGCAGAGAGCUGGACACACUUGACGAAGGCACAUCUAAGUACCAGACCAUUGCAGAUGAAUAUAAUCGGCUGAAAGACUUAAAACGGAUGCCAGAUUAUCAAAACAAGAAGCUUCAAUGUCGCAAACUGCGCCACAAGCUUUUCCAUAUUAAAGGGAUUGUUAAGAGCUAUGACCAUGGUCAGUUAUAAUGAGCUCCAUUAAAGCACUACGCCUCCUCUCCCUCACUGUUUUUAAACACUUUUGCAUUUAACUGAGCAUGGGCGGCCAUGACGAAGCCUGCAAACAACUGUGUUAUCAAAGUUGCCUGAAUUCUAAACUGCUGUAACAGUGGCUUCACCAGGUGCUUAUGAUUAACCUGAGCUCUACAGAUGUUACCUUGGAAAUGAGGACCGGGGAUUAUUUACCAGCAUCCAUUUCAUGUGUCUUGCACUGGGAAGUCUUUGCAUUACCUGGAAAUUAUUCUAUUUCCUAAAAGUCAGGGACUUCCUACAGCCCGUAUAAUGCCAUAAAGCAUCAAUAUAAUGUCAUUCUGUUGUUUGUGUUUAAUAUGGGUGUGGUUGUGAGUGCUAACUUCAAGAGCAGCUGAUUGCACUGGUGCAUGUGUUUGUUGAAGGACGUGUACCGUGGACAAUCCUCUCUGAGUAAUUGCACCUGCAUUGACAACUGUGCAAUCGAUUUCCUUGUGUAUGUUUGUGAGUGUAUGUUAGUGUCAAAGUGUCAAAGGAGUAAUUGUUGAAGCACUGCUUUUUUCAAGUUAAAAACAAUAAAAGUUCUCCUUUCACAGGUGUGCCAUCAUAAAACAGUUCCCAGAAAUAACUGAGAUUAUUUGUGCAAAAUAUGACAAACAAACCUCUUUCUGUCACUCUGUUUUUUUUUCUCUCAUUUCAUUUUUAAACAACUAACUGCCUCAGUGAAAGAAUUUGUAUUUGAAAUCAAAAAGAGAAACUUGAAUUUCAUAUUUAGUUGUGAUCUUUUACAUUUUUGUUAUAAAAACAAAAAAACCAACUGUGCAUAUACAGUAGUCAAAUUUAUGCAACUACUUAUGCAAGGACUGUUAAUCUAGUUGUAAAUGUAUUGCAUUUGACACAGUAAUAUCUGCUUUCAUAUCUGAACUAAUCAACUACCUAUGCAAGAUGAAAUAUUGUCGCUGUUUUUUGUAUUAAAAUGUUAUGGAAAACAAUUUAUUAUUAUUAUUAUUAUUAUUAUUGUUUUAAUUGUUUUGUUUUUUUGUACAAAAUUUAUUACACGUUUAAAAGUGACCUUUAUUAGGCAUUUAUUUUCUGGUUUGUGAGUUAAUGCCUGUUUGUUUUUCUCACUUGCAUAACAGCAUUUGUGUUCAUCUGUACAUAUUUGUUGUCCUUUCUCUAUU
Messenger RNA from Xyrauchen texanus (razorback sucker), 3045 nucleotides. Its product is annotated as occludin. Gene Ontology annotation, biological process: snRNA transcription by RNA polymerase II; positive regulation of transcription elongation by RNA polymerase II; bicellular tight junction assembly. The record is from RefSeq and is a predicted model, not a curated record. Lineage: Eukaryota; Metazoa; Chordata; Actinopteri; Cypriniformes; Catostomidae. Gene Ontology annotation, molecular function: cis-regulatory region sequence-specific DNA binding. The transcript has 9 exons. Gene Ontology annotation, cellular component: membrane; transcription elongation factor complex; bicellular tight junction. The coding region runs from base 269 to 1864 and encodes 531 amino acids.